AUGUCCUACUUUUCUCGUCGAGGUUCCUCGGCUUCUGCUCUAAGCAGUUUCUCAAUUGCUGUCACUUCUCAAAGUUCUCGUAGAAGCUCAGUGGCUUCCUUAUCCGAUUUUGAUCAAGAUCAUCAAGACGCGGAUAAGCUGGCGUUUCAAGAGUGCAUUGAAAUUAUCGAUGCUAAUGUGGAAGACGUCAUUACCAACAAAGCCGAUGCAAGAGAGAAGAAGUGGUGGAAAGAUGGAAAUUACAAAAUUAUUGAUGAAGAAAGACUCCCUCUGAAUAAUAGAUAA
This is a messenger RNA of Paraglomus brasilianum, 285 nucleotides long. Lineage: Eukaryota; Fungi; Glomeromycota; Glomeromycetes; Paraglomerales; Paraglomeraceae. The record is from the annotation of a GenBank genome assembly.